AUGUCUCAGGAAUACCAACAAUCCCAAAACAAGCGAUUUAUCCCAUGUGAGGCAAUUUUAUUUUGUAUUGAACUGACAGAUGCAAUUUUCAAGCCACCGGUAGGAUCUACUGGUAGAUCCUAUUUACUUGAAAUACUGGACUCACUACUAGAAUUAAUGAAACAGCUAAUAAUAAUUAAACCUGAGAGUGGAAUAGGUUGUUACUUAUAUAAUUCAGACAAAGAUUCUUCAGAAAAUAACAUAUAUCAAUUGAUACAACUAAGAAAUAUAAACAUUAAAGCCAUGAAAAAGAUAUCAAAUUUAGUCGAUGAUGUUAGGUUGAAUAGAUAUGAUCUUCCAUCUUUCUGUCAAAUAUCACAGACUAAGACACCAUUAGAAAACUUGUUUAUGUUUAUUCAAGAACAAAUCACACAAAAAUUUCAAGAUCAAAAGUCCUACAAUUUCGGUAGAGUGUUUUUAUUUACAAAUAAUGAUUCUCCUGUAGAAGCACAAGAUGAAAGUAUAAUAAAUAGAUUAAAACAAAUUACAGCAGAUUUAUAUGACCAACAAUUCGUCAGCAUAACAACUUUUUUUUUUCAGGAUUCUGAAGAUAAACCAUUUAAUACUGCUUUUUAUAAAGAUAUCUUGAACAGUGGAUCUUGGGUCAAGAACUCAACGUAUGAUGGGCCAAAUGUGACUCCAAUUUCUUUCAAUGCGAUUAGAUCUCGAGUACUGAAGGCAAGGGAUUCAAAACGUAUUGCAUUUAGGUGUUCACUAAUCAUAUCCGAAGACCUUGGUAUAAAAGUUGGAGUUAAAACGUAUUCACUUUUCACUAAGGAAAAACCUGGUACUAAGUAUAAAUUAAUAUAUGAACAUGAUAAUAUACAAGAAGAAGCAUUUUCGUCGAGAAAAUACCUUCAUCCAAAGACAGGAGAAAUUAUUAACCCUUCUAAAUUAUGUAAAGUUUUCCAAUUAGGAAAUAUUAAUAUUGAAUUGACAGAAGAAGAACUUGACUCGGUUAAUGAAAUGUGUGGAAAUAAAGGAACAUAUUUGAAAAUAAUUGGGUUUCGUUCCACAGAAAAAUGUAUACAUUAUUUUAACAACGUUGAUAAAUCAUAUUUUGUGUAUCCAGAUGAAAAAUUGUAUGUUGGUUCAACAAGAAUUUUAGUAUCAUUGUUUAAAAAUCUGCGGUCGAUGAAUAAAGUUGCGUUGGUUUGGGGUAAACAAAGAAAUAGCACGAAUGUCAGUUUUCAUAUUUUAAAGCCAACAGAUGAAAGAGAUAUUAAUGAAGGUUUCUUUUUGUAUCGAGUGCCUUUUAUAGAGGAAAUGAGAAAAGUACCAAAUUUAGUUUUAUCUAACACAGAUAGCAGUAAUACUCCAGAAGAUGAUGCUCUAUUCAAUGUGACAGAAGCUAUUGUUAACAAUUUCAAUCUUCGUAAUUGUUACUCCCCGAAAUUCUUCAGAAAUCCCGUAUUGCAAAAAUACUACAAUUUAUUGCAUAAUUAUCUAUUACAACAAGAAGAUAAUUUUGGAGAUAGUAGUAAGGUCAAUGACUGGGUAAACGAAGAUGAUACGUUAGAAAAGUUAAGACAUGUCAGAGACAAGAUUUUAGCAUCAGCUCACUCAUCAGAUAAAGAUGCAAGAAAACUUAGUCUGUAUUUUGAUAUAUGGAAUCGUCUAUAUGAUAAAAUAAAGCAAGAAGAUGAAAUAAAACAAGAAAAAAGAAAAAAACCAAGAAAAUCAUUACCUGAUAAUUGA
Molecule: messenger RNA, 1737 nt
Organism: Arxiozyma heterogenica
Lineage: Eukaryota; Fungi; Ascomycota; Saccharomycetes; Saccharomycetales; Saccharomycetaceae
Gene: YKU70
Product: ATP-dependent DNA helicase YKU70
Exons: 1
Coding region: 1-1737 (578 amino acids)
Biological process (GO): double-strand break repair via nonhomologous end joining; telomere maintenance
Cellular component (GO): nucleus; Ku70:Ku80 complex
Molecular function (GO): telomeric repeat DNA binding; double-stranded DNA binding; damaged DNA binding
Source: RefSeq, a predicted model, not a curated record